AUGGGGACACUGAGGGGAUAUGGGGACGUGGGGACAUGCCAACUGGAAGCACUGCCGCGGUUCAUCACGGCGACGGGCGGCACUCUGCACCUCUACCAGCUGGAGGGGCUGAACUGGUUGCGCUUCUCCUGGGCCCAGAGCACCGACACCAUCCUGGCCGACGAGAUGGGGCUGGGCAAGACCAUCCAGACCAUCGUCUUCCUCUACUCCCUCUACAAGGAGGGCCACACCAAGGGCCCGUUCCUCGUCAGCGCCCCGCUCUCCACCAUCAUCAACUGGGAGCGGGAGUUCCAGAUGUGGGCCCCCGCCUUCUACGUCGUCACCUACACCGGGGACAAGGACAGCCGGGCCAUCAUCCGCGAGAACGAGUUCUCCUUCGAUGACAACGCCAUGAAGGGGGGCAAGAAGGCCUUCAAGAUGAAGGUGAGACCAACACUGGGGUCCCCUCGCAACCUGGAGGGCUUCUUGGAGGAGUUUGCCGACAUCUCCAAGGAGGACCAGAUCAAGAAGCUCCACGACCUGCUGGGUCCCCACAUGCUGCGGCGCCUCAAGGCCGACGUCUUCAAGAACAUGCCGGCCAAGACCGAGCUCAUCGUCCGCGUCGAGCUCAGCCCCAUGCAGAAGAAGUACUACAAGUACAUCUUGACGCGCAACUUCGAGGCGUUGAACUCGCGGGGCGGCGGGAACCAGGUGUCGCUGCUCAACAUCAUGAUGGACCUGAAAAAGUGCUGCAACCACCCCUACCUCUUCCCUGUCGCCGCCAUGAUGACGAAGAUGCUGGACCUGCUGGAGGAUUUCCUGGACUAUGAGGGCUACAAGUACGAGCGCAUCGACGGGGGCAUCACGGGGGCCCUGCGCCAGGAGGCCAUCGACCGCUUCAACGGUAGGACCCCAGCGUCCAGGGGCACCCAGGCGGCCUUCAGCCGGGCGCACCGCAUCGGCCAGGCCAACAAGGUGAUGAUCUACCGGUUUGUCACGCGGGCAUCGGUGGAAGAACGCAUCACGCAGGUGGCCAAGCGCAAGAUGAUGCUGACGCACUUGGUGGUGCGCCCGGGGCUGGGCUCCAAGGCGGGCUCCAUGUCCAAGCAGGAGCUUGAUGACAUCCUCAAGUUUGGCACUGAGGAGCUCUUCAAGGAUGAGAAUGAGGGGGAGAACAAGGAGGAGGACAGCAGCGUCAUCCACUACGACAACGAAGCCAUCGCCCGGCUGCUUGACCGCAACCAGGAUGCCACCGAUGAUGCCGACGUGCAGAACAUGAACGAGUAUCUCAGCUCCUUCAAGGUGGCCCAGUACGUCGUGCGUGAGGAGGACAAGAUCGAGGAGAUCGAGCGGGAGAUCAUCAAGCAGGAGGAGAACGUCGACCCCGACUACUGGGAGAAGCUGCUGCGACACCACUACGAGCAGCAGCAGGAGGACCUGGCACGCAACCUGGGCAAGGGCAAGCGGGUGCGCAAGCAGGUCAACUACAACGAUGCUGCCCAGGAGGACCAAGGUGGGCACUGGGAAGUUACUGGGAGGCACUGGGAAUGCACUAGGAGGCACUGGGAGGACCUGGCGUGCAACCUGGGCAAGGGCAAGUAG
Molecule: messenger RNA, 1581 nt
Organism: Charadrius vociferus (killdeer)
Lineage: Eukaryota; Metazoa; Chordata; Aves; Charadriiformes; Charadriidae
Product: chromodomain-helicase-DNA-binding protein 3-like
Exons: 9
Coding region: 1-1581 (526 amino acids)
Biological process (GO): chromatin remodeling; negative regulation of transcription by RNA polymerase II
Cellular component (GO): chromatin; nucleus; NuRD complex
Molecular function (GO): ATP hydrolysis activity; ATP-dependent chromatin remodeler activity; ATP binding
Source: RefSeq, a predicted model, not a curated record